Messenger RNA from Pseudocercospora fijiensis CIRAD86, 369 nucleotides. RefSeq lists its product as uncharacterized. Gene Ontology annotation, molecular function: hydroxyisourate hydrolase activity. The annotation marks the transcript as partial. The transcript has a single exon. Gene Ontology annotation, biological process: purine nucleobase metabolic process. Lineage: Eukaryota; Fungi; Ascomycota; Dothideomycetes; Mycosphaerellales; Mycosphaerellaceae. The record is from RefSeq and is a predicted model, not a curated record.
AUAACCUGCCAUGUCCUCGACACAAUCUCUGGCAAGCCUGGCGCAGGCAUAGAUGUCAAGCUGAAGCUCAUAUCUCCUUCUCAAGCCACUACGGCCCACUGGACCGCUACCACGAACAGCGAUGGACGUGUUCCUGCUUGGAGCUCUUCUGCAAACAUCAACGAGAUUGUGAGCAAGGUCAAGGCAGAGCUCGCAGAUGACGACCAGAUGAUUUGGAGCUUGACCUUUGACACGGAGAAGUACUUUGGCAAAGGCAAAACAUUCUGGCCGGAGGUCGAGCUGAGAUUCGCCGCGAAGAAGGAGGAAGAACAUUAUCAUGUCCCGCUUCUGCUGGGACCGUGGAGUUAUACGACAUAUAGAGGCUCAUGA